Entamoeba invadens IP1 is the source of this 708-nucleotide messenger RNA. RefSeq lists its product as hypothetical. The coding region runs from base 1 to 708 and encodes 235 amino acids. Lineage: Eukaryota; Evosea; Mastigamoebida; Endamoebidae. The record is from RefSeq and is a predicted model, not a curated record. The transcript has 2 exons.
AUGAAAAGUACACAACAGAUUGACAAAGAAAAAAAGCCAAGGAUAUCGGCAACACAAUCCAGUUUUACACAGUCAUUAACACAACACCUCACCCAAUAUAUCGAAGAACCCAAAAAAAGUGUUUCAAAAAAAGAGUUGUUAUGUACGCAAGGGCCAAUAAAAAUCAAAGAAGAACUUUUAGACCAAGUCGAACUUAUUCAAAAAGAACAUAAAAGUGAUUCUUCUCGUAUUAGCAAACUCGUUGGGAACACACCAACCCCUUUUCACUCCACAACAGACAAACUCAGUGACAAACAACCCCAAACGGAUGAUGACAGAAUUCAAAAGUUGUUGAGCAACUUCCCAACUAAGAAAGAGGAAGACAAAGAAGUCACUGAAGAGCAAAACAAAAUCAGAGCAAUUCUAAAAAGAGCUUUUAAUGGACAAGACUACGAUCUGACUUUUUCAAAGACAGAAAUCGAUUUCAUGGAUACCAAAGACAAUGCAUAUGAAUGUUGUGUCUCAGUUAAAGUGAGACUUUUACUUAAAGAGAGUGGUGUCUUUCAUGAGAACUAUGGGUCGUAUUGUGGGGUAGGAGACUCUGAAGCUACUGCUCUAAAAUUGUGCCAAAGAAAAGCGAAGAUAAAUGGACUUUUUAGAACACUUCAAUUGUUCAACGUGACAACAACAGAGUUCCACAAUCAGUUUAGAACUAUUAUCACUGAGUAA